GUUCAUAGGUGUGUUACUUGCUUUAGAUAAUGGAAUACUUGGGGUUCCAAUCAUAAAUUCUUUAGUUAACUUUUGGUUUCAUUUGAUAGAUCUCUUAUUUCAGUUUUUCAGAGUUGUAUGUCUGGUGUAAUAAACCCUUCAAAAUGUGUGCUAAGAUGGCAUUUCAGCAUCAGGCUGGCACUGCAAUGGAGUGUCUUAGUAUACCAAUUACAUUGCACAAAGAACCUGGUGUAGAUCAUGAAGGAAGAGAAGUUUUGAAAUGUGGAUUCAAAAUAGGAGGUGGUAUUGACCAAGAUUACAAAAAAAGUCCUCAGGGUUAUACAGAUAAUGGUAUUUAUGUAACUGAAGUGCAUGAAGGAAGUCCUGCUUCCAAAUCGGGUUUACGAAUGCAUGACAAAAUAUUACAGUGUAAUGGUUAUGAUUUCACUAUGGUAACUCACAAGAAAGCAGUAGACUAUAUUAAAAAACAUCCUAUUUUGAACCUUCUUGUGGCUAGGAAAGGCGUUACUUCAUCUUAAUUUUUAUGUACCUGUUUUUAUAAAUUAUUGUAAUUAAUUUCUAUUGAUUAUUUUAUGCUUUCAGUUAUUACACAACCAAAUAUUGCUCGCACAAUUUUUCACAAAUUGUAGUUUUAUGUAUUUUUUUAUGAUUUGUAUAAAGCAUAUUGUGCCAUAGAUGUUUUAUAAUAUUGAUAUAUGAAAUGUUGGAUAAAAUUAUAUUUAUCAUGUUGAUUAUUG
Messenger RNA from Nezara viridula (southern green stink bug), 737 nucleotides. NCBI's taxonomy places the organism in Eukaryota, Metazoa, Arthropoda, Insecta, Hemiptera, Pentatomidae. The record is from the annotation of a GenBank genome assembly.